CCUGCUCCCGACGCCAUGGCGGCGACGACGACUCCUGCCACCGCCGCCGGCGGGGCGCACAGCGUGUUCGUGUACGGGAGCCUGAUGGCGGACGAGGUGGUCAGCGCCAUCCUCCACCGCGUCCCGGCCUCCUCCCCGGCGCUCCUCAACGACUACCACCGGUUUAGCGUCAAGGAUCGUAUUUAUCCAGCAAUCCUACCUGUUGAAAGCAAGAAAGUUGCUGGAAGGGUUAUUACAGGUAUUUCUGAUGCAGAACUCAUUGUCCUAGAUGCAUUUGAAGAUUAUGAGUAUGUAAGGAGAACAGUUCAGAUAUCACUAACUGAUACUUCAGAGACAAUGCUUGCUGACACUUAUGUAUGGAGUGAUGCAAAGGAUCCAGACCUUUAUGGUCAAUGGGAUUUUGAGGAGUGGAAGAAGCUUCACAUCAAGGAUUUCCUCACAAUGACACUUGGAUUUGUGCAAGAACUCGAACAGCCUGAACCGAAGACCCGGGUUGAGACCUACCAGUCAUUCAUGCAUGAGCUGGAACAACCUGAAUCGAGUACCAAGGUUGAGAGUUGAGAUCUACGAUCAUUCUUUAUGAAGAACUGAUUUGCCGUCGUGUUGUAUUAUAUGUUCUCGGAAACAACUCAUCUCCUUGAUUUGUGAAUAAGAUCUUUAUAGGUCACCCAUCAGUAAAACAAAUUAGAAAAUAUGUCCUGUCAAACCACUCAUUAUCAAGUAGUAAUGCAUAAUUAUGUAAAAUAUUUUAUUAGAGUCUUGUGAUGAAAUAUAUGCUGUCAGCACAUCAAGUUUUAGCCUAA
Lolium rigidum is the source of this 803-nucleotide messenger RNA. Its product is annotated as AIG2-like protein D. The record is from RefSeq and is a predicted model, not a curated record. Lineage: Eukaryota; Viridiplantae; Streptophyta; Magnoliopsida; Poales; Poaceae. Bases 16 to 561 code for a protein of 181 amino acids. The transcript has 5 exons.